CCAUUUACAACCUUUAUUUUCUCACUCGAGUAUCAAACAAAAUGACACUAAUACUAUUAUGCACUCAUUUUAAUAUAUUUUUCCAUGCAAAAAAUAUGAAAAGAGUAAAUGUUGGAGUUGAGUUGCGAGUUAUGUGAGUUACAACUUACAAGACGAAGGAAAAGGAAACUUUGACAAAUUACUUUCAUGUGUUCCAUUCCACGAAUUUGCAUUUAAAUACAAAAAAAAAUAUAGAAUUCAUUUUUUCCAUAUAUUAAAAUAAAUAAUGUGACAGAGCAUAGAGGUAUAAGAGAUGAUAGAGCUACAGUUUUGUUUCAGUCGUACUAUUUUGUGCUCUUCUUCUUCGGACCCUUUAAAGCUUCCGAAUCUAACUGCUUCAAUCAACCAAAACAAUAAAAAGCUUUGAUCGGACCAAGAUUUCAUAUAAUAUAUGUUUGUGUGUUUCUUUGCUAACUUCUUUUUCUCUCUCUACGACAUUGUUUUAAGGUUUCUUUCGAUAUGUCUAAUCAAAAUAGAAAGUACCUCGGUUCAAAGCCUCGUGGACUAUUAUAAACCAACACUCGAGGCUCGAAGAUUCUGUUUGAGCAGUCACCUACAGUUCAUGACUAUAUUAAUCUAAUCUUAUUCAUUCAUGUAGCAAAAGCCAAAAAACGGCAUAAAAUGGUUGCAAUUAAUCCAAAUGUUUCGUUCUAGUAGCAUAAUUCAAAAAAUUAACAAAUUUCUAAUAUCACAACAAUUUUAGAAGGCAAAUACUGGAAAAAUAAAACAAAAAGGGUCCAAAAGUUAUUCGAUUUAAUCCAUGAUUUUCCAAAAUCAAAUUUUUGAUGCAAGUCUGGUUAAUUUAGCAUUAUAUUUUUUUUAAUGUCUAAUAAAUAGUCUAAAAUCCAAAAACUUGUUGCAUAUGACCUAACAACCCAUUUUUGUUAAUAAUUUGACAACAUGCAAUGUGCCAAUAUAAACAAACCUAUGGGUAUAUUAUGUUUGAUAGGAUCAACCUACUUUUAUGUCAAACAUAUAAUUUCUAUUUAAAUGUUAACAGCAAAAUUGGAAAUUUAAAACCGAAAUUAGAAAAGAAAAACCUAUACGUUUUCUGAUAUCUAAAAUCUCAUCGAACUUGACCUAAAAUAUUCAAAUUUUUAAUAAUAUAGGAAAGCCGGUCAAAUAUUUUCAGAAACGCAUCUUUGAUCGCAGCAUAUGAUUUCUAUUUUUAAAAUUUAAGAGCUUUAACUAAUCGAGACUCAAAAAUAAGACUCUGUUAGUGUGUUAUCAUCUAAACGACACCGUUCUGUCUCUCUCGCUUUUCGAUCUUCCUCCGUCUCCUCCCCUGCCGUCGUAACUUUCUCGGCUUCGAUUUUAAGAUUCAGUAGGAGUAAGAGAGAGUCGAAGGCUUCUAUUGUUCAAUUCAAUAUUGUUGUUGUUGUGACUCUAAUCGAGUAUACAGUUGAAUCCCUCAUGAGUUCUUCGAUAAGCAAUUUGCCAGAUGAGGUACUUGGCAAAAUCUUGUCUUUGCUUCCGACAAAAGAGGCUGCUUCCACAUCAAUUCUGUCCAAGAGGUGGAGGAAUCUGCUGAGUCUUGUAGAUAACCUUUGCUUUGAUGAUUCGAUGGUUGUGUAUCUCAACGAAGAAGAAGCUUUAAGUGGUUCUCAUCGCUUCUCUGAUUUCGUAGACAAGACAUUUGCUCUGUUAGGCAAUUCACACAUGAAGAAAUUAUCUCUCUGUCAUAUACCUACACCUGACCGUUACGAUGCAUACCAACGUUGGAUAUGGACUGCAAUGGAACGUGGUUUACUGGAACUAUACUUGCACGCCUAUACACGCUAUCUUGGUGGUGUUGAUAUAGAGACAGAUUUGUUCACGAGCAAUACACUGGUCAAGCUCACACUAUCCGGUGGAUAUGCUCUUGAAGCCAAACGCGUGUUUUUCCCAGCGCUCAAAUCACUUACUCUAUAUUUAACUUCAAGGCUUGAUCAUCCCAACUUUUGUCGGCUCAUCGAUGGCUGCCCUGUACUGGAAGAACUGUUCAUAUGUGAAGCUGAUUCUUGGGAUAUGCCAUGUUGCGGUGUAGGUGUGGAAAGUGCAUCCAUCAAGCGACUUGUGGUUUCUGUCAAUCUUCCGGGUUCUAAACACGAUCACGAUGUAACUUAUUUCAAAGCAGCAAGUCUUCUUUACCUUGACUAUUCUAGUUAUGUCUCUGAAAAUUAUGAGUUAACUGAUUUGGGUUCGCUUGUCGAAGUCAGGCUGAGUCUCCGGUUAUGGGACUCAACUAAAGAUUAUGAUUAUUCUGAUGAAGAUGAUGACUAUUAUGGUUACUAUUAUGAUGAUGAACCGGCUAUAUUUGGUGAUAUUACAAAUCUAGUUGCAGGUAUAAGCAACAUUACGACCCUUCACUUGUCUCCCGAUUCCCUUGAGGCGUUUCAUUUCUGUUGUGAAUCCAUGCCCAUGUUCAACAACCUCCUUAAUUUAUCUAUUGAGAGUAACAAUGAUAAAGGUUGGCAAGUAAUGCCACUUCUCCUCACGAGUUGUCCAAAUCUACACACUUUAGUCUUCAAGGGUCUUGUACACAGAGUAACAAAUAAAUGCGGAGACGCAUGCGCUUGCAUCCCUAAGACGCAGAAGCAUGAGAAAAAGAAGAAGAGGAAGAUUGUGAAGGAGGAGGAGAAAUUAUGCUGUUUAUGGACAUGUCAAGUGAAGGUGCUAGAGAUUUCAGAGUACGGUGGUUCUUUUCAAGAGCUGAAACAGAUGAGACACUUCUUGGGCAAGUUGGAGUGUCUUGAAACUGUGAAAGUUGGUGUUGCUGCGGACAACGACAACAACACUGAGUUCUUGCGAGCUAAUCUGAGGACUCUCUCCAGACUUUCACCAAAGUGCAACAACAUCCAAUUCGUCUGACCUUUUCUUUCCUUGGUCUUUUUCGCUUUGACGUGGGAAUGUGAAAGUAACUUAGCAUGUAUAGUAGUAUAUGGUUAUAUCACUAUAAUCAUAUAUAUGAAAGGAGAUUAUCUCUCCAUAUGGUCGCCACGUCAGCAUUUUAGGCUCUUCUGGAGAUGUCACAUCAGCUUUCUUUCCAUCCAAUUAAAACAUUUCAUUAGUAUGAGUUAUCUUUUAUUUUUUA
Messenger RNA from Arabidopsis lyrata subsp. lyrata, 3112 nucleotides. Its product is annotated as F-box/LRR-repeat protein At1g48400-like. Lineage: Eukaryota; Viridiplantae; Streptophyta; Magnoliopsida; Brassicales; Brassicaceae. The record is from RefSeq and is a predicted model, not a curated record. The transcript has 4 exons. Gene Ontology annotation, molecular function: protein binding. Bases 1453 to 2889 code for a protein of 478 amino acids.